Cuscuta europaea is the source of this 2085-nucleotide messenger RNA. The record is from the annotation of a GenBank genome assembly. Lineage: Eukaryota; Viridiplantae; Streptophyta; Magnoliopsida; Solanales; Convolvulaceae.
CACAAAUAUGGAAGUUCAACAUUUGUGUUUCCACUAGCCAGUCGCCACUAUCAGUCUUCCUCCUUCCCGUUGGAAUCCCACCGGCGGUCGGCCAUUGUCAAACAUCCUCCAUUGCCAAAACCACAAGCGCAUAAACCAUCUAAUCUACUCCAAUGGCUUCAAUUAACUUCAAUCCUUUUAAUAAUAAUUGGUUCAAUAAACCUCCGAACCCUAUUAAAUUCGUCGAUUUCCACACCCUUAUUGAUUCUGUAAACCUAUGCAACCAUCAAUCAAAGAAUUCUCCUUUUGCCGCUAUCUCAUUCCCGUUUUUUUCUGGAAAGCCCAAGAAGGACCAUCCUCCGGGGAAGUACCGCCGGAUGCUUGACCAGUUCUACUGGGAGUGCGAGAACCUGCCGGACUACCGGCACUCGCCGGAAGUAGAGAAGAUUCUUAAAGAAGGGCCGAUUUUCGAGAAGAAGGAGAACCCGACCGAAGAAGAGAUUGAGGAGAACGAGAAGUGGUUAGCUGAAUUGAAGGAGAGCCCGGUUGUGCAGUUCUUGGCCCGCGCUGAAGAAAUUAGAGAUAAGCUUAAUGAAGAUGCGCUUAAAGAAAAUUUAGCUCCUUAUAAGAAAGAAGACAAGAAAUUGUGGCAGGCACUCCCUAAUGUGAUUGGAUUGGAUGGAAGGCCUAUGCCUAGGAAAUCAAUAAAGACAAAAGAAGAGUCAGAUGAUAAGUUUUGGGAUUUUGCGCAGCAAUUCUUUUUUGGGCUAUGGGGGUUCCGACAAAGGCCAUAUCCACCUGGAAGGCCCAUUGAUGCUGCCCAGGCUAUUGGGUAUAAACGGCUUGAAAAGCGGUAUUAUGAUUUUAUAAUGAAGACUGGUGGAUGGUUUUAUAAAGACCGGUUAGGUCGGUCUAGGGGUCCCAUGGAGUUAAUACAGCUUAAGACUGCAUGGGCUGGUGGAAUCAUUGACAGGCAUACUUUCAUUUGGGGUGAGGACAUGGACGAAUGGGCACCUAUUUCGAUGGUUUAUGGCUUGGAACGUGCUAUUGCUCCAUGGGAAGCUAGACUAGGGGCAGCUGCCACGGCUUUCCUCCACAAGCUCCAGAAGGGUAUACCUCCAUGGGUUCCUCUCAAGGGGCACGAGAAGAAGACUUAUAAACAGCUCCAAGAAGAAGCUUACGAGAGCAAGAGGCGUGACUUAGCUGUUAUGGAAGCUAAUGGUGGUGUUUGGCCCGGUGUAAGGAUUCCAAGUCACGCCCUAUUUCUUUGGGCAAGUGGGUCUGAACUGACAUCAAUAUUGGAUGAGGAUCACAUGCCUAAUAAAUUCAUCCCAAAAGAUCUAAGGAUUAAAUUGGCUAAGUUGAUCCCCGGGCUAAGGCCGUGGGAGGUCCUGAGUGUAGAACAAGCAAUGGAUCAGAUAACAUAUCGAGGGAGGUGGUAUCGUGAACCACUGGGAUCAUACACAACCGGACCUCCAUACCUUUAUGACUGGAACAGAGAUGCGAUGAUGAUGUUAAAGGUGUUCUUUAAGGUCAGUAGAAAACUGUUGUACACGCUGGUGGAUGACAUCCCUGGGUUUGAUACUGUGUUGCGGAUUGUCUGUGCUCGUGACUAUGCCAAAAAGAUGAAGGAGAGGCGGAGAAGAGUGGCAGAGAAAACUGCUGUGGUGGAAAAGGAAGUGUUUGGUCGCCCUCUGGCUGAGCUGAUUGCAGACAGUGGUAAAAAGACAACUUGAUCAAUCCAAUCCACUGGUGAACUCUUUGUGGUAGCUUGGUGGUUGUUAGCAACGGGUAAAUUUGCUGCUGCAUAGUGAGUUCUGGUAACGUGAAUGGAGAUUUUUUCGCAAAGGGAUUUUGACACCAUCAUACUUAAAAGCCCCAAGAACUCAUGGUAUUCAUUCAAUCAUUCUUUACCUGGUGCCCCCCCUCCUGCUCCCGAAAACAAAACACAACAAGAGCUGUGUUUGUUAUUAGACUGUUCUUGAUAAGUUUAUGUAAUUUUGUAAACACCUCUAUUUUACCUGAUAGGCUGACACUAUGUACCAACACUCGCAACUACUACUUGCAUUACUUAGUUUGAGCAAAAGCAAACGUGUCUACAUAUAU